Coturnix japonica (Japanese quail) is the source of this 821-nucleotide messenger RNA. Its product is annotated as apovitellenin-1. Gene Ontology annotation, molecular function: enzyme inhibitor activity. NCBI's taxonomy places the organism in Eukaryota, Metazoa, Chordata, Aves, Galliformes, Phasianidae. The record is from RefSeq and is a predicted model, not a curated record. Gene Ontology annotation, cellular component: chylomicron. Gene Ontology annotation, biological process: lipid metabolic process.
CUGAAUCUGCUUGCAAAAGAGCAAAUGGGGAAACAAAGCAGGACCUUUGACCCCUCAUUAUCUCUAUAUUAGCUCUGCAUAAAUGCUGGUGUCUCAGAUGAGCAUCAGCCUCAGCUUCAGCCUGGGAGAGAGGAAGCAGGACAGGUCUCUUGGUGUACAGGGCUGAACUGGUACCAACAAACCAUGGUGCAAUACAGGGCAUUGGUGAUAGCUCUGAUUCUGCUCCUCAGCACCACUGUCCCCGAAGUGCACUCAAGGUCCCUCAGUGAUAGAGGCCGUCGUGACUGGAUGGUUUACCCUGAUGCACUUGCAUCUUACAUCUAUGAAGCUGUGAACACGGUUUCACCUAGAGCUGCUCAGUUCUUGCUGGAUGUUUCCCAGACUACGGUAGUUUCUGGGGCCAGGAACCUCCUCAUCAGAGAAACAACCAAGAUCACUAUACUGGUGGAACAGAUGGUAGAAAAAAUAAGGAGCAUUUGGAACGGAAAACUAGGCUACUAGUUGGAAGAAAAGUCAGUGGUCCCUUAAGUGAGUGGGUAGAAUCCUGCAGUGUCCUAUUUCCCCUUGCCUCUACUACAGACCAAGAUCAGUCAAUAACAAAGAAUUGAUGCUCCUGCUAAUGCGACUAGAGGGAACCCAGCAUCAGAGACCAAAGGAUGGAUGACAUCUGCUGAGGUUUCCCCCGGAAAAAAGAAAAAGCUGCUGGGCAUUGGGGAAGGCAGUGAGAUUGCAGAGUUCUGCUGUAGCCAAAUCUUGAAAAUUAAUUCCUCCUGAAUGACUUGGCCAUUGACCCUCUAAUAAAAAGAAAAUAUUGGUUGUUA